AUGCAAGUCUAUCUAGAUUCUGCAUCCGAUAUUGAGCAUGAUAACAGGAUAGAUCCAAAAAUCCCCUUAAUGACCUCGAAAAUCAUGGAAACACGAUACUACGAGGGAUGUGGACGGCAGGGUCCCAUCCGCUGCAUUUUCCUGGGGGAGUUCCACCCUGUAGCAGGACCCAAAAUAUCCUGUCAGUUUCCCGAUGACUAUGUAUCAAAAGAACUGUUUGAUUCAAUAAGUGCUUACAUCAUUCCAAAACCUCAGAUACAGAAAUGUACAAUGACUAUAAAUGCUCUUGGUCACAAAAUAGUUGGAUAUCCAAUAAGAAUAGAUAAUUCAAGAUAUGAACGCAAUAUGUACCUGUUUAACUUAUGUUUUGUGUGUGAUAGCUGGUCGAAGACUGUGCAAUAUGAACCCGUUGUGAAGAAACUCGGAGAACAUUUAACAAUUAUGGAGGAAGAAACUGGAUUUGUGUCCAGUGGUUCAACAAAGCUGCCAACACUACUCGCCCAUUUAUUACAUGACCUUAACACACAUAGAAAAUCUACUUUGGUUGAAGGCGAUACAGUAAUGCAUUUAAAAGUGCUGGAAGUACGUAAAGACCCAAUAAUUGUGCAUGAUUUUGAUGUCCCAGUAUUAGUAGCAUCUGUAGGCCUUCCGAGGCCGGGCAGGCCUCCUCGAAUAGUGCCACAAGAGGGUUCAGAACAAAUAAGCCAGGAACACUUGGAUGUAGAAGAUGAGGAACCCUUUGAAAUAGAUAUGGAUGCUGAUUGGGAUCUCACUACGAGACAACUUUUACCGCAUAUAAAUGGCUAUAACCAUGUAUCAAAGUUAGCAUCGGACACAAAUGUUGAGAAGACUCUUGUCAAAUCGUGUAUACAAAAUUUAGUGUACUACGGUGUGGUAGUUUUAAUCCCAGUAUUAAAAUUUAGUAAUAUGUAUCGAGCAACGCCGAAUCUUAGCAGAUUAUUCAGUGAUAUUGAAAUGCAGAAAUCAUGUAUCUCAUUCCUAAGCAACGGAUGUGAAAAUAAAGAAAAGCCGGUACUCUCAGAUAUACUGGGAAUACUCUGUUCACUACAGCAAGGUACGACGCUAAGGGCGGUGUGUGAAAGGUUUUUCCCUACGCCCGGUGUGCCCUUCGACGUGCGACGUUUAGUUGUGUUUGCACAAAUACACGGACUUAUUAAAUGUUUAAAAAGGUACCCAGUGUACGUCCGUAGUCCAGUGCGACAUAAUGGUUUCAACCAGCGUGUGGAUUCAGUGUUGGGCAUAAGACGACUUUUCAACGGUAAACAUAACGUUGACGAGAUCUGCUGUCUGGCACGUAUGGACAUGCCUACUCUCGAUCAAAUUAUAGACGAUGAUCCCAAUGUUGCCAUUAUAUGGAGGUAGAUUAUAUAUAUACCUAUAAUUGGUACUCCGGUUCUACUUAUGACUGGAUUUUUAAAACAUUAAAUAUCUUUAAUAUUUAAUAAUCACAAAAAGUAUUAAAAGAGGAA
This is a messenger RNA of Melitaea cinxia (Glanville fritillary), 1490 nucleotides long. Its product is annotated as GATOR complex protein NPRL2-like. The record is from RefSeq and is a predicted model, not a curated record. Bases 1 to 1383 code for a protein of 460 amino acids. Gene Ontology annotation, biological process: negative regulation of TORC1 signaling; positive regulation of autophagy; cellular response to amino acid starvation. Gene Ontology annotation, molecular function: GTPase activator activity. The transcript is spliced from 9 exons. Lineage: Eukaryota; Metazoa; Arthropoda; Insecta; Lepidoptera; Nymphalidae. Gene Ontology annotation, cellular component: vacuolar membrane; GATOR1 complex.